UCGAAGGAAGCACGUUUGUAAGUGUUCUUUACAUCAACAAAACAAGUGGUGUUAGUAAAAAAAACUGGUUUCACCUUAUUAUACUCAUUGCACUUUAAAUUUCUUUUUAAAAUCAUGAGCAAUUCAGAAAAAAACGUAAUAUCAAGCACUGUUCUGUUGGAACCGAGAAAAGAAACCGAAAAUAAACAUCUAUACGAACCUUCAAAGGUCUCGUAUCUGCAGGAUCAGGUACCACAAGAGAUUGUCAUUAAAAUCUUCAGCUAUUUUGACAUCAAGGAAUUGGUGAAACUAGCGGCUGUGUGUAGGUCUUGGCGAGAUUUGAUCCACGGCACGCCUCGGUUUUGGUGGAAAGCCUACCUGACGCUCCCUUGUUGGCGACAACGGAAGCUUAGAAAAAACGUUUACUCGUACGCUGCGUUGUACGGAAACCGAUGCCGGGAUUUAGUAAUCAGCUGCGAACACCGUUACGUAAAUGUCGCCUGCUGUGAAAAACUAGCCAUAUAUUUGCGGAACCUAUUGCAUCUUUUACAUCCGACAACUUUGACGUCAUUUAAAAUAAAUGACGCGCGGUUGGUUUGCGGAAAACCUUCCGUUAGGUCCAGUGUCAUUAAAAUUCUGAUAGGCAUGCUGUCCAGAUUUGACCGUCUACAAUGUUUCGCGAUGCCUUUUGCGAAAUUUUUUUACACGGAAGGCAUUAAGGUGCUCAAAACAGUAACUUCAGCGUCCAAAGAAACUCUGCAAUCGUUACUAAUUGAAGGCUUUUUCCAUACACCUAACGAAAUAAUUAUGGAAGAACCUGUAAGUUUUGAUGACGUGACCAAAGGCAUCCUCUCUCUCAACAACUUGAAAAAGCUGGGGAUCGACUUCUUUGUUCUGACAGAUGAUUUCGUCAAUGCGCUGUGUACCUCAAGUGCUAAGUUAGAAAAAUUGAAAAUUAAUUCAAGCUACAUCACAUUUUCUACAAAGAAUAUAUCGCAAAUAUCGUGGUUAAAUUUGACCAAAGCAUUUCCAAAAAUGAAGGUUGAGAUUUCUAUUACUAGUAUAGUUGAGUUCCCAACUAUUUCCAUCCCCGUUGUAUUGGAACCAGUGUUACCCAUCAGCAAGAUCCGGUUGGACAUUCGAAAAAAUUACCACCCCAAUGAUGAACCGAAUAUUGGGGCUGUGCUGCGACAUAUCUCGACCCACUUCAGUCGAAGUCUGGUUAAAUUUGAGAUGGACAUAGAUAAUCGCGACCACCCGAUUGACGAAGUCUUAAAGAUAUUUGUCCAGAGCUGUCCACAUCUGCUGCAUCUAACGGUCUCGGCUCACUUUGCAAGUCCACAUACGCAGCAACAUGUUCUGGACCUGAUACAAGCCAGAAGACUACAACAGUGCAAAUAUCCACGCAAGCCCCGGUCCCAGAUUCGAGAACCCCCACAGGUUAGGUCCUUCAGUGAGAGUCCAGAUUAGAGGCCAAGUCUAGUGAACUAACACUGUCAAUAUGUUGGCCUAGACACCCGGAGAAAAAAUAUAAUUUAUGUUUAAAAUAUGUUAACCAGCAGUAAUAACUUUCCAUCAUGAAAUACUUAAGGGAAAAGAUUAUUUCCAUCUACUUACUUAUCGUUUGUGUCAACUAAUACGAUGUACAUAAGUAAUUGACAAAUAAUAAAAAUACAGCAAGUAUAAAC
Molecule: messenger RNA, 1667 nt
Organism: Physella acuta
Lineage: Eukaryota; Metazoa; Mollusca; Gastropoda; Physidae
Biological process (GO): positive regulation of protein ubiquitination
Molecular function (GO): protein binding
Source: RefSeq, a predicted model, not a curated record